This is a messenger RNA of Aspergillus japonicus CBS 114.51, 1629 nucleotides long. RefSeq lists its product as uncharacterized. NCBI's taxonomy places the organism in Eukaryota, Fungi, Ascomycota, Eurotiomycetes, Eurotiales, Aspergillaceae. Bases 337 to 1368 code for a protein of 343 amino acids. The transcript has a single exon. The record is from RefSeq and is a predicted model, not a curated record.
CCUCGCCUUCCCGCUCCAUAGUUUCCUUGCAAACAAUUAACUAACCCGGGGGGUGGCAUCACUCAUCUUUGUUUACCUUUGAUUUUUUUGGUGUGAUUCUCAACACAUCAACUUCCUCAGUCGUUCUCUCAUCUACCAAACCACCCCCAUAUCCCCAAAGCUCCAACAUCAAAUGUCUAUCCCCACCGACCCCUGCCCAAGAACCAGGAGUAACGCAACCAACGAUCCUACUACCUCCGUCUAAACUCCGCCGGCCGCCAGCCAGCCCGCUCCUUCAUUUCCCCCCACCACCACCACCACACUUCUUCCCCACCCCACCGGAAACAGACAGCUACCAUGCCCCCGUCCCCCGCGCCUCAAAAGCGCAUCAUCCUCGAGAAAUCCCGCACGGUACGCCGCCGCUACCAGCGCAGCAACAAGCGGUUCCAGUUCACGGCGUCGCAGAUCGCGCGCAUCGAGCGCGAGCAGGCGCGCGAGCGCCGGGCGCAGCAGCUGCGCGACCGCGACCGCCAGCGCGUCGCCAACAAGAGGAAGAAGGCCGAGAAGGAGGCGCGCGACCGCCAGGAGCGCCGGCGGCUCGGGUCGAUGGGCCUGCCGGACCCAAACGCGCCGGUCGUGCCUUCGAGUCAGCCUUCGUUGUUAAGGUUUAUACGGAAGCCGGCGGCUGUGCUGGCGCUAGGGGAUUCUUUGGAUGGUGUGGGUGUGGGUGUGGGUGGUGAGGGUGGUGAGGGUGGUGAUGGUUUGAAGGAGGAUACUGAGUGUACGGAGUUUGAGGAGGUUGAUCUUGAGGGGUGGGAGAGUGGGUCUGUUUCGGGUGCGGAGGAGGUUGAGGCUCAUGGUGAAUUGGGGGAGGAGGAGGAGGAGGAGGAGGGUUGUGGAUCUGGUGUGCAGGUCGAGAAGCGUGAGGAUGCUGCGCGCGCUGCUGCUGGUGCUGCGGCGGAUCAUACUACCGAUACUGAUGAUGAGUUCGGCUGGGAGGAGGACCUGGCGGAGGUGGAUGAGUUCUCGGAUUGCUCCAUCUUUGAUGACGAGGAGAUCAUCCAGCAGAGUGAGGUCGUUGCGGCCGAUGCGUCGGACACGAAUGCGAUAGACACCAAGGGUGCAUGCGCCGAUGCGAUAGACGCGAUUGCGCGGAACACGGAUGCGUUAGACACGAAUGCGAUAGACGUCGUUGCGAUAGACACUAAACGCGCGGACGCUGUGGACACACCCCCGGCCGAGCCUCCGACGGUGCAAGGCGCGAUACCUGCCUCGUCGGCGGGCGAUUCAUUUCAGGACGACACAGCCAUUCUGUUGGAGCAAUUGGGCCAUGAGUUCGACACCGACGAGGAGUUCGAACAGGCCUUGGUUGCAUUGGACGCUGUGUGAGGAAGUAUAACUGACUGACGGACUAAUGCAAUGCAAUCAUCUCGGCUUCCGAACCGACGGCGAUCCGCGCACGUCGGAUGGCGGCCCUGGGCGGGAGCCCCUCGUCGGGUCGGGCGGUGAUAAGCUGAGCGGCUGGCGUCCCCCGCCCGCCAUCCUCAUCUCCAAAUCAUCCGACGGAUUCUUUUGCCUGGUAAACAGUACGGAUUACUCGGAGACACAUGGAAUGGUUGGGGCGAUACACUGGAUCUACGGCUACAGCGG